Lindgomyces ingoldianus is the source of this 1674-nucleotide messenger RNA. RefSeq lists its product as uncharacterized. The coding region runs from base 1 to 1674 and encodes 557 amino acids. The record is from RefSeq and is a predicted model, not a curated record. NCBI's taxonomy places the organism in Eukaryota, Fungi, Ascomycota, Dothideomycetes, Pleosporales, Lindgomycetaceae. The transcript is spliced from 15 exons.
AUGCCCACAUGUUUUGCCCUUUUGAAGAUACCCACAGUUCGGACACAUUCAGCUUCAAGUAUUCGUCUUCACAAACAACGCAAAUUGAGUAAGGUAGCCAACGUUUCUUGCCAUCAUUUCGACGCUAAGGGAGGUCAAUCUCCAGAAAUGGAACAAAUGACUUCUCCACGAUUCAUUAGCACAUUUGGUCUGAAAUAUUUUAAAGCUUCUCAAACAUACUCGCUGCUUUACCCACGAGUCAAUACUAUGAAGGCCCAUAUCACAAGUUUACAGGAGGUUUCAACAGUUUCAUUGUUCACCUAUAGCCUCCAGGCUUAUCAUAAUCCUUUCUUAUCAGUAGUUCUAGGUCAGUUGAUACACGCUGCGAUAUUGCGCCUCAACAAGGUUCAGGAGUCGAACUGCACAUACAAAUAUGACUUGAAUGAACUUCUGAUGUUUGUCUAUUUCUCCUUCAUCUAUUUCCCCCGAAUCAGUCUAUUUUACUCAUUGCAUCAUAUCCUCACCGACUACUUAUUUCCAAAACAAAUGUCACUGGGUCUACACACCGACUACGUUGCUUCACUUAACCUUCCAUCUUCUGGACAAAAAUUAUCAGAGCUAGAUACGAGACGCAUAAAGUACGUGCAUCUACUCAACGAUCGUUUAGUGGCGCAGAUCAUCAUAGAUAUUCUCCAAAGUCUCAACCCUUGUCACUGGAGAAGGGGUUCCCUCGAUGCCAAGCCUGCAAGGAGUCGAAUGCGGAAGGCAUGGCUGCGUGAAUUUGCUUUUGCGACUACGAUAUUCGACUUCAGUUGCUCGUACACGGCCGCCUCGAUGCAACUUCGACUUGGAGUCGGGUAUAUCCAUGUGCACAACUGGAUGGUUGCAUCUCUUCAACCCCUCCGGUUCAAUCGCCAUGUUGUUUAUUGUCAUCCACCCAACACCGCCAAUGUGUUCCAUUUUCUUAUCUCUAUAACUGAAAACAGACUCAGUGCCUUCGGUAGCCUCAGCAUCACCACCUUGAACGUCUCGUUGAGGAAGCCCCAGAAGUGGAUAGCGGCAUUCCAAGCAUGCCCCUUCCCACUCAAAGAGAAUUACUUUCAAUACAACAAUAGAGAAAUCUCAAUACUCGAAGGCCGCUCGUUGCAUAAAGAUCCUUCAUAUUCCCAUCACAAAUCUACAGGCUCUUCCACGAGACCUGGUGAUGCAUUGGACAUUUCACAAAUCACAUAUGCUUUUUUAGGACAGGCAACCGUUAGGAACAAAAGGACUUUCAUCCUACGCCUCGAUCAUAACCAUACCUCCAGAGGUUUAAGUUCAUUCAGCGGUACUUCAAACCCAUCCGCCAUCGUCCGCGGCCAUACGCCGGGCCUGAAUGAAGGCCAAUAUCCAUGUUACUACGGACCUCCUUCACAUGUCCUCGCAAGUUAUGCCGAGAAGGCUUUCACCCACCAAAACUUCCUUCUCCCACUGAUUCGAUUAAGGGGUCCAACAAUGCGACUUCUGUAUGAUGUACCUUGGGACAGGAUCGACCUUCCAGAUAUACUCUUCGACUAUGACCGCUCAGCAAAUGCUCCCAUCCAUCUUGCAUCCUAUCUACCUACGUCUAGAAAUCUAGCGAGACUACACAGAGACUCUUCGGCGUACGAAAAACAAAACAUCUUUGCAGAAUGGACACAAAUCCCAUACAAUUGA